AUGAACAUUGAUGAUUUUCAUAGAGCACUUUUUGCAAUAGCAAAUGAAGGAACAAAAGCAAGGAUUGCACUUCCCAAUCAUGCUAAUAUAAUAACCGAAUAUGAAAUCGAACAGACACCUUUAUUUUCAAUGAAAACAUUGAAAAAAUAUAAAAACGAGUUAUAUUCAUUCAAAGGUGUAUCCUUAAGUAAUUCAGAUGACAGAAUUGGUAUUAUUUGGUGCUUCAAUAUUCUAAAAGUAUAUUUCAUAGAUCAUUAUCAAACUCUUGAACCUGUUACUCGUUUCGGUGAAUACUUUAUCUUUUAUAAAGAAAAAUAUGUAAUAACGAGAAGACUUAAAGAAGAAAAGCAAUCAGACAUUAUAGAAGACUUGCAUAUCGAUUCAAUUAUAAAUGCAGAGUCAAUUCCAAAAGAUAUCUUUACUCCAAUUAAUAAUCCAAAGAUAUCACAUAUUGCGGAAUAUAUGUCUAGUGUCAAAAUUAUCCGAUUCCUACCUUUUCCAACAUGCACUACUAUACAAAAGAUGCUUGUAGGAAGAGCUGUUCCAACAGGUGGAUUUAGCGACGAAGAAAAGAAGAAGAUCAUAUUUGUUGAAAUGGCUGCAUCUGUCCAUUAUAUCAACCUAAUCUUUCUUCCAGAAGUUUCUAUUCGUUUUGAAAUGGUAUUCGAUUUGAACAUUGUAUUGCUAGAGAAUACUAUCGAAAACAUCAAAAAAUACGCUUACAAUCCGAACAAAAUUGGACAAUUUUCCAAGGAUGCCUCAUUUGUCAAUCAAUAUAUUGAUGAUAAAGAUAUUGAUAUUGCUCAUCUAGUUCAUUCAGGAGUUAAUGAAGGAUCAACAAAUUUGAAGAUGUUAAAACCAUUUCAUCGAGAUAAAUACACUGGAAUUACAACUGACGAUUUUAUGAUUUUUGGUUACUUUGAGCACAUUUUUUGUCAUGAAAUUUCCCAUCAGCUUGGAGCACCUCACACUUGGACUUAUACAAAUCAACAAGAACAUCAACAGGAAGGAUCAGGAUUCAAGGGGAUGAAAAUAUUUUUAUUGCGGUUAACACUGCAGAUAUUACGAUCAAUUAAAUAA
This is a messenger RNA of Trichomonas vaginalis G3, 1080 nucleotides long. Its product is annotated as Metallo-peptidase family M12B Reprolysin-like family. The transcript has a single exon. Lineage: Eukaryota; Parabasalia; Trichomonadida; Trichomonadidae. The record is from RefSeq and is a predicted model, not a curated record. Bases 1 to 1080 code for a protein of 359 amino acids. Gene Ontology annotation, molecular function: metallopeptidase activity.